Plutella xylostella (diamondback moth) is the source of this 3027-nucleotide messenger RNA. The record is from RefSeq and is a predicted model, not a curated record. NCBI's taxonomy places the organism in Eukaryota, Metazoa, Arthropoda, Insecta, Lepidoptera, Plutellidae.
CAUACUACUCGCGAAUAUCGUAUUGUCUAUAAAAGAGCGGCGCAGGCGCAUCGUGGCAAGCGAAAGCCAACGAAAAUGAAGGAGUUGGCAGUAUUAUUGCUGGUGGCUGCAGUGGCAGCUGAAGGUCCCUACGCACCGUCCGGAUGGAAGCCUGAUGGACCUGCGUUUGAACUUCCUUCACGACCAAAUCAUCAGGCACCGCAAAGCCCGUUCAUCCCCGUGGACCCCCGAAACCCGUCCUUCAGGCCUGACGUGGACGACGUGACGGUCCAGGGUCUCCCCGUGACGGAGGUGACCAGAGAGUUCAGCCAGUCACCGGUCAGCGGCCUGCAGUAUGACGGCAUCAGCAUCAAUGCAGCUCUUCAGAGCUUGAAUCAACAACUUCAUGGUGUUCAGUUUCAGAAACAAGUGGAGCAAUUUAACGACCUUGAAAAGCAACGUUAUGAAUUCUCCUUCACGCCUCUUCAGACAGGACAACCAGACAAACCUCUUAAGAAAACGACCCAAACUCAAGCACCCACAACAACUGAGGCAAACAAUGGAAAUGAUAUUCUUGAUGUUAACAGACCAAGUCCUCCUAAGCGUGAUGACGUAGAAGUAGAAGUAACAAAGCAACGCAUAGAAACAUAUCCACCAGAAGCAUUCUUGGCCCCUCUCACGCAAGUCAGCUUCCUAUCCAACCCUGGUGACAUAUUCCGUGUUCCAAUAACUCAACAGCUUAAUCAGAAUGUACUGCCAGCAAACUAUGCAAGCUUAGGGCCACUGACCGUAGACCCUACGUUAAGUCAACUGCAAGAACAAACUGUGUUUCCUGACAGGGAACUUCUAAGCAAAGGAUUUUUAGUUCCUGAUGUCCCGGAACAAAGAACAGGGUUCAUCAUUGCAAGAGAGCCAGUAUAUUCGCAAUACCAGCAGCAGACGCCAGUAUUUCUAGAACCACUGACCAUUCAACCAACUAAUGAGGCUGUACCAAUCACUCAAGCCCAACCCGCAUUAACUAUUCAACCCCAAAUAAAUCAGUAUCAAGGUCAAAGGAACAAUGAAAACGUACAAGCUAAAGAGGCAAAACAAAACAACAAUAAACCGGAGAAGAUUCGCCAGCAACCCAACCAACCGAAUGUUCAAUCUCAAGAAGACCAAGCUCAUCAACAAGCUGAGAUCAUUCACAAUCAGCAACUGCAAGAACUGGAAAGGCAAGUUGAACAAUACAAAGAGGCUCAAAACAUUCGCGCUCAGCUGAUACAAGCCCAACUACAACAGGCGCAGUUGAAUCAAGCUCAACAGGUUUUGCAGCAGCAGCAUCAGAAUGCAAUUCCAGUGCAGACGAUUCCCGUCGCUACAGCUCCAUUACACCAAGCGCCGUUGCAGCAGAUACCUGCAAACCAAGUCGGUUAUCAGGUACAAAUUAAUCAUGCUACGCCGCAACUCCUUGUAACUCAACCGAUCCAACCCGAGGCAGCGUCGGUCCAAGCAUCUUUGGAACAGCAGCACUUCAAUAGCCUUAAUCAAAUGGCCCAGCGUAAUCAGGCCGCCAAGUACCAACAACAAUUGAACCAGUAUCAUAAAUCAAACGGUAAUCAAGAGCAAUUUGACAGAAUACAGCAAGAGCAACAGGAAAAAGCUCGGCAAGAUGCUCUUAAUGAGCAGGGACAACAAAAACAAGUUGAGUUGUACUUGCAACAAUUGAAUAACGCUCAACUAGAACAAAUCAGGCAAGCUGAGGCGCAGCAAGUUAUUCAAGCAAGAGUAAACCAAGAGCAGCAUCUAGCAAGAGUAAACCAACAGCAGAAUGUAGCAAGAGUAAACCAACAUAUGGCUCAGCGCAACCGUCAGCCCCAGAUCAACAAAGGUAGACCCCAGUCCCAAAAGAUCCUUAUGAAGCUAGGCCCCAGACCAACGCAUCAGAAAAUCAGGAAUAAGGAAAACCUAUCUGAUGAAAGCAGCAGGGAAAGAGUAAACUCGAAAGCGCCAAAACAUUGGCCAGGAAGCAGUCAAAACUCUGCUAAUCAACCAGAAGAGAUAGAGUUCCAUUUACAACAGCCGGCACGAUCGAUGCUGCCUCUACAGCCCCAAUACUUCCAAGAUGAUUCGGGGCCUCCGCAACCCGUAUUUUACCGAGUGCAAGAUACUCGUACACCUCAGCAGUCUGAAGUGUCAUACCAGAGACAAAAGCACGAGCAGUCCCGGGAAUCUUUCCAACCCAUGGCGCAGCAACAACCACAAUUAUUGCAAGGCGAAGUUUUGUACCAACCUUAUCAACUCCGUGAUUCUAAAGUGCCCAAUGCCCAGAAUCAGUUCUUUAGUAAUCAGCCAAUGCAAGGUGAUGCAGUAUUUUAUUUGAGCCGUCAGGAGGCAGCACCAGUUAAUGUUAAUCAAAAUGGUGUGAGAAUGGAUCCUAAUGGGGGUGAAAAUGAUGGGAGUGUGGCCAUAGCUACAGCUACUGCAUUUGGUUCAAGGACGAGACCAAGGGUAAUGAACACACAAUACGGGCCUCCCCAGGGCGCUGUAUUGGAACCAUCAAAGGAAAGUGCAGUUCAAUCUCACGAAAACUCAAAAGAGAUGGAGUCGUCUGCAUCCAAAAUGAUGACCAGAAGAAAACACGCCAGGAUGAGGUCCACUCGUGUGCGCCCGCUGUACGUUGAGGAUGACACUGGACACUUCGUUAUGGCGUAGAAAACAAAAAAAAACAUUUAUGACUUAGUGCAUGCAUACUUGACCAGUCAUCAUUCUUAAACGCUGCCACUGAUGGGGUCACUACAUUAAUAUUGGAAAACGCGAGUUGUCAAGCAACCGUACAGCUGCCUUACCACCACCGUCACAUUAGCAUUUAACAGUCGAAUAAGCUCGCCUGUCAAACAUCUGUCAGAUCCAUACAAGUUACGUCAGAUUUCACAAGCGAGGGACGCUGCUAAGGAUUGUUUAUUGCUAAUGUGCGGUGGUAUUACGGUAGCAGUUAAUGCAACGAGAUAGAGUUGUGAUAAUAAGCAUUUUAGUUAGGCCCGGGUCUCCUAUUACGCGCCGUAGCUC